This is a messenger RNA of Oryzias melastigma (Indian medaka), 1405 nucleotides long. RefSeq lists its product as uncharacterized. The record is from RefSeq and is a predicted model, not a curated record. Bases 296 to 841 code for a protein of 181 amino acids. Lineage: Eukaryota; Metazoa; Chordata; Actinopteri; Beloniformes; Adrianichthyidae. The transcript has 4 exons.
CAUGUUAGCUAAAUUUUCUGUGAAGCCACAUCCACACAGGCAGCAUCCGUCCAUCAGCUCUGACAGUCUAAUAAUAAAGCUAACAUGUAAGCGACACAUUGCUCACAUUCACAUCGGCUGCUUAUAUCAGGCAGGAGAGCAGGUCUUCCUGCAUCACUCUUUGACAGGGCUCUUAUCGGAGGAAGGCAGAGCUCGGAACGAUCGGCGCCUACAGGAUCAAGCUGGGAACAUCAGUCAUUGAGAAUCAACAAACAAAAGAGAAUAGGUGUUUGUUUUUUAACUCCAGUGAGCUAGUAUGGGAGCAGAUGACAAAAAGACGUUUGAGGAAGGAGAGGAGAAAAUCAACGAAGAAGCUAAAAAUCCAGCAGGAAGGGGGCUCUGUGGUCCAAACAGCGUCUUGAUCCGAGUAGAAGUGGACCGAGAUGUUCCCAUGGCUGUAGCUCUACCCAUUGAGCUGCAGGCGGACCCCACACACCAGCGCUUUCCCUUUCUGGACACCACACUCGCUGACCUGGGCAUCCAAGAAUCAGAAGUGAAGGAGAGGAUUGUGUGGGUCGACACCACAAAGACGCAGGUGAAGAACAAAGCAGGGAAGCUAAAGGAGAAGGAGGUCACCAUUUUGGAGGUGCGCGUGAAAGCCCAGAAACCUGGAGACAAACAGCUGCAGGAGGUGUUGUACAGCACCGAGGCUCACACCGAUCGCUCCUUCUGCCGCACAGGGAUGAACAUUCAGCCCUGGAAACAAAGACACGCAGGAAAGGACGGACUUGUGGAGAUGACGUUGGGCUUAACCAAGAACCAGCCCGACUCCACUGAAGCUCAGGAGCAUCGGAGGAUCUAAGGGAGCAUCUGAAUCACCAUCCUCUAGCAGGGUUAAGAUCAUUUGUGUUAUUUCACAUGUCAGCAAGACUAACAAAAAGGUCCAAAAGCCAUAAAAAAAGCAGACAUGACACAAGCUUGAAGUCUGUAUUUAUUCAUGGCCUCCACAUUGUCAUUUUCUUUUGUACAAUUAAGUGAAGAAACAUUUAAAAUGUGUCAAAGAAACAUUAAACAAACCUGAAAAAUAUUACCUGCUUUUAUAUAAACUUUAAUAAUAUAAUUCAUGUUCAAGCCUGUCUAUAUGUUUUAUUUUAAUAGAUGUUUGUCUAUGUGUUGCUGAGCUCCUUUUUGUCUUUUUGAGUGGGAAAAGAGUUUUAAAUAAACAGUAUUUUCUAUUUCAGUGAGUCAGAGCAACAUUUGUUAGAACUCAAAACACUCCAAACAGUGGCAGAAACAUAAAAUUCAAAGAUGUUUAGAAUUAGAAAACAUUUCAGUAGAUCCAGAUGUUCACUCCAACAUUAAGUGGCUGUUACAAACUUCACAGCAAAAUAUAGAACUAUUAAAAAUAAUGAAAUAUCAACAAAAA